ACGGGACGGAAAGUACGCCGCACAUCCAAGGACUAUCCAGACUACAGGGCCUUUGAGACGGCGCUCCACAACGCGGUCUUCUCCACUGCCAUACCGCCCACGGAGCACACAGACACCGACCCGAUAAACAUGGGACGAAAAUCCCAGCGGAUAGCUACAG
This is a messenger RNA of Pelobates cultripes (western spadefoot toad), 160 nucleotides long. The record is from the annotation of a GenBank genome assembly. Lineage: Eukaryota; Metazoa; Chordata; Amphibia; Anura; Pelobatidae.